Suillus paluster is the source of this 1722-nucleotide messenger RNA. RefSeq lists its product as uncharacterized. Gene Ontology annotation, biological process: secondary metabolic process. The transcript has 10 exons. The coding region runs from base 1 to 1722 and encodes 573 amino acids. The record is from RefSeq and is a predicted model, not a curated record. NCBI's taxonomy places the organism in Eukaryota, Fungi, Basidiomycota, Agaricomycetes, Boletales, Suillaceae. Gene Ontology annotation, molecular function: CoA-ligase activity.
AUGAUGUACUACAAGUCCAUGUACCCCGACCUCCCUGAUGUGCCAGAGGGUAAUGUCCAUCACUUGCUCCUUAACCGCCCGGACCAGCAAACCUGGCCGGAUUACACGUUGUACGUGAAUGCGACCACCGAUAAACGGUGGUCUUUCCGUCAAUUCGUAGAGCGUGUGCGCGAUGGGGCUACCGCUCUAGGAACUGACAUCGAGCAAGGUGGUCUCGGCAUCUCUCCUGCGAAUGGUGAGAUCGUCGGGAUCCUGAGCGACAACUGCCUGGACUAUAUUGCGCUAUUGCAUUCUCUUUUGGCAAUUACAGUACCUUUUGCUUUGAUUUCUGCGUAUUCAACUUCUUUCGAAUUCAAACACGCGGUGUCACUAUCGCAGGCGACCCGAAUUUUUGUCAGCCACUCAUUACUCCCCCUCGCUUUGACCUCAGGUCUCCCGAAUGAUCGGAUAUACAUCCUGGAAGGUCACGACGAAGGUCGCUUGAGUUAUGAAGAUCUUGUCAGUCGCGCUCGGCACAACCGGAUCCCUCGAUUGCCUGUAAAACAUGCCUCACGAGACACUUUAGCAUACCUAGUUUUCUCGAGCGGAACAAGUGGGCUUCCAAAAGCUGUUAUGAUAUCUCAUGGAAACUUGACGAAUUCGAUCCUUCAGAUCAAGGUGGUGGGAGAAGAAGCGGCCAAAGUCCAGAAACCACCCGUUUGGAAUGGUCCCAAUGGUAUGCAGGUGCUAUUUAACGUUCUCCCAAUACACCACACGUACGGAUUGCAUGUGUCGUGUUUUCGGGUGUUCUUUUCGCCAAUCACUGUCGUCUUGCUUCCGAAAUGGGACAUCAAUGCUUACCUUGACGCUAUUCCUAAAUACCGCGCCACCACUAUAUACCUUGUUCCUUCCUUGGUCCAUCAACUCGUUCAUCGCCCUGAAUUCCAGGCCGCUGACCUCAGUACUGUCCAAACCGUGCUUUGCGGAGCCGCUUACUUGCCUGUGCCACUUUCUGAAGCACUGCUGUCUCGUUUCAAGGGCGCCGUCGAGCGGAUAGGUGAAGGCUAUGGCAUGUCUGAAAGCACAAUAGCUAUUGCUAACAAACCCUAUCCUGGCGUGCUUAAUGGGCGAGCGAAGAACAAGCCAGGCUCUACAGGUGUCUUGCUUCCUGGCAUUGAGGUUCGGGUGGUACGUGAUGACGGAACGCUGGCCGCCGUGAACGAGCCCGGAGAGCUGCACGUCCGAGCAGGAUGCGUUGCACUUGGGUACCGUAAUAACACGAAAGCAACCAAGGAAACGUUCGUCGAUGGAUGGCUUCAUACUGGAGAUCGGAUACGAAUAGAUGAAGAUGGCGUUUUAUUCUACGAGGAUAGAGCAAAGGACACGCUCAAGGUCUCGGGAUUGCAGGUUUCUCCUGUAGAAAUCGAAAAUACACUCCUGGUGCACCCAGAUAAACUUAUUGUUGACGCCUCAGUCGCAGGCGUGAGUGGCGGACGCACUCUUGACGAGCGGAUACCCCGGGCAUGGGUCGUUUUGUCUUCUGAGGGCCACAAAUUGGGAGCUUCUGCAACGAUUGCAAAGCUCGACGCAUGGGUUCGCGAGUCGUUGAGUAAAUAUAAAUGGCUCCGCGGAGGCAUCGAAGUGGUUGAUAUAAUUCCAAAAUCACCUACAGGAAAGGUACUAAGAAGACAGUUGGUCGAAAAAUACGAGAACGGGCAGAAGGCAAUUAAGGCCAAGCUCUAG